Molecule: messenger RNA, 2025 nt
Organism: Oxyura jamaicensis (ruddy duck)
Lineage: Eukaryota; Metazoa; Chordata; Aves; Anseriformes; Anatidae
Exons: 8
Coding region: 106-828 (240 amino acids)
Biological process (GO): inflammatory response
Molecular function (GO): interleukin-2 receptor activity; interleukin-2 binding
Source: RefSeq, a predicted model, not a curated record
AACCAUGCAGUAGACAGCUCGUUGGGUCAGCCAACGCCAGCCCGUCUCUUCUGAGAAACUCUUCAUCGUCUUCAGAGUUGCAGAGAAAAGAUGUGAACAAGUCCCAUGGAGCUCAAGUGCCUUUUGAUGUGGCUCUUGUUUGGAUCCAUCAAGGGAAACAGGGCAGGAAAAUGCCCACCUCUUCCAAGAACUGAAUUUGCUGAUGUUGCUGCUCAAACUUAUCCAGUGGAUACCAAACUGUAUUAUGUAUGUGAUGACGGCUACAGGAGGAGAAGUGGGCAGUACUCGGGAAUUCGGUGUCGGAAUGUGUCGGGAACUGUUUCUUGGGUCUACAAGGAAUUUGAAUGCAUUGAUGAGAAAAUUUUGUUGUCAAAUGCUCCCACGGUAGAGUUAAAUUUUACACAGGAGACGAGAAAAACACAGAGCCCUGCACCCCCAAAGCAAGAAAACCUUUCAGGUUUUUGUGGUACACCCAAGACUAUUCCACAUGCUUCUUUAAAAAUGGACAAAGAUUAUUCCGUGGGGCAAGUAUUAUAUUUCAAAUGCCAGGCCGGUUACGAUAAGCGACCUCCUAUCUCUGGCACACGCACGUGCAAGGAGGUGAAUGGAAAAACCAUCUGGACACCCCUCAACAUGCGAUGUACCAAUGACAGCAGCAUUAGGGACCAAUGGCUGUCACCCGUUACUGAGCCAGAUCUGCCUGUUUUCCUACAGCAUCCAGUUCAGUGUAUUUCAGGUUCAGCUCUUCCAUCCUUUUCCUCUUCUGUGAUGCUGCCAGUGACAGCUAUCUUUAUUGUUCUGCUUAUCCAUUCUGCUGUCUUUGUGUAACUCGCCAAGCAGAGAUGGCAGAACAAAGCAGCCUGCUCACCGUGCUGCUGUCUGCUCUCCUUCCUCCACCCACGCCGCAGGGGGGUGUUUGCAACCCAGCCAUCCCUGCACAGGGUAAUGCCUCGGUCUAGACCACACAGGAAGCCCGUGGCAAUGCCAGAAAUAGUAAGUGAUGCCGGGAAUUUGGAGGAAAGCUGCUUCUGCACCUGAGUCUGUCCUGUGCUUGCUUGGCCACUGCAUGUACACGGCGAGGUGGCCUGGGAAGGACACUUGGCCAGAGGGGUUUCUCAGAGACAUGCAGUGUGAUGAGUGUAUUUCAAGGCUGGACUAAUUAAAAGCUAGGCUUUUUUGAUCAUUUGUUUGCUUGUUUUGUGGGAUGGGUAACACCUAGAGGCAGUGGCAGGACCUCUGGGUGAGCUGCUGGCAGAGCUGAGUGCCCCUGCAAAUGAGCCCAGCAGGCGAUGCAACCAGCAAUAGCUCUGAGAUACCUGCAUCUCCCUACAGACCCCACUAAUAACCACUUCUUCCUCUAUGUCCAAAGUCCCCCUGGCACCCAGAUCCCCCCCCACAGACAGACAGAGACAGAGCAGAGCAAGCUGUGACAUUACCUUCCCAGCUCGGGGGGUUGCAUCUUCCCAGCAGGCACACACACGGCUCAAGGAACAGCUUUGGGCUCUGUCCCUAUGCCCCGUUCACAUCCAGGAUCAGCAGAAACCAGAGGAAACCCCAUAAGAAAGCUGCCCAGAGGCUGGUCCAGGAGCUGGGGACCUUGGGGCUGGAGCAGCCCUCUGCUCAGCCCCUGGUAUCUGCUGGAAGACAGCCUCCAAGCUGAUUCAUUUACUCCUUUGGCUCCCCAUGCCUUUCAUGUGCUCACAGAGGAGGGGAGGGCAUUUCUGGGUACCGUCGGGGGAAAUGGUCCUGGAGAGGAGAGCCAGGGAGCUGGUGGAGGUGUGAGUCAGGGGGUGGCAGGGCUAUGGGGAGCCGGGGGGGAUUCCAGCAGGGCCUGGAAAGUGGGGGUGGCUGGAGCGGUGAGGAUGAGUGCGGUUUGCAGGCACGAGGAGGUGGGGUGAAACAGUCAGAGGAGGCCCAUGAGUAACCACAGAGGGGGCUGCUGGGCUCCCUCAACCUGAAAUAGCAGCGGCAGUUUCACCCCAUCGGUGGUUUCUGAUGGUUUGAAAUAUUCGGGCAGGGGACCUG